CCUGUGGCCUGCAUAUCGAUAGACGACGGUUGACAAUUUUGAAUAUUUCAAAUUCAAACAAUAUUUUGUGUAGAAUCCGUUUUAUGUUAAUUAUUGUGUUUUGUGAUGUAAAAUGUGUAUUUUGAACUGUGGAUUUCACAUGUGAUAUAUAGUUAGAACUUGGACCACAAUAAUGUAUUUUGAAAUAGAGAAUACGCCGGAGCAUAUAAGAAAGACGAGAAGACCAGCUACUGCCCUACAAAAAUCGCCUAAAGAAGAAUGUCCGCGACUUAUUCUGGCUCCAUUUUCAAGACCACCUCAAGUGGUGUUCGACAAUGUCCUCAUUGGCAACGCUUGCGAAAGAAUGUUGGAAAUACAAAAUCCAUCCAAAGUGGUGCAGAGGAUAACUCUGGAGAAGAGCUUGCCCCCUGGACUAAUAAUACACUUACCAGAGGAAUGGCUUGAUGUUGAACCGGAUAUAAUAUACAGCUUGACAAUGACAUGGACACCUAUGCAACCCACUGCAAGCCGCAGCACAAUUCGCUUUACAAAUGAUAACAGAGGCAGAUAUGAUGUGGUUGUGGUCUUGAAGUCUACAUUGAACAUAAAGGGUAAAACUAAACAAUCCAAAAGUUUAAAAGUUACACCAGGAAAGAUUAAAAAGAAGGUAGUGAAGAAAUCCCCAGUUGACAUUUACAAGCGAAAAAUGAAAAAAACAAGUCCACACAAACUGUUACAGACAUAUAACAAAGAAAACAUUUCGACAAUAACUGAUUAUUCAAUAGACACGCAAAGUAAAAAAUGUCCCUUUGACUCACCAACUAGCAUUGAACUCAACUUCAAUACAUCUGAGAUAUUUUCAAAUGUAAGGAAGCCUAACUUACAUGACACAUAUGACAGAUCCUAUGGGAUUACUGAUAAUAAAUUAAACAUUCCCCAGAAUGUACUAAAGCCAUUCAAUAAACAAACUUAUGACAAUUCAGCAACAGAUAUAUUUGAUAAUGUUGUGUUCACACCAUUAAAAAGUUUAAAAACAGUUUCUACAAAAACUGAGAAAUUAGAAAAAGGCCCCAAAAUAAUUUUAAGUGUUAAUUCAGAGAGCGAUUUCGACGAUAGCUUAGAUUUAAACACCAAUAAAGAAAAUGAGACUCAUUCAAUAGUUAGCAUAACAUCAGCACAACCAAACAAAUGGUUAACAGUGAACACUCAUUACGAAUCGCAAUUUACUGAAACACCAACCAUUCCUAACAAGAAACAACCGAAUACGUCCUCUCCGAAGGAAUUAAAUAACCCAGACUUCUCUAUAAAUACGGAAUUUUCACGUAUUAGUGAAUUGUCUUUUCUGCCCCAAAGAUUUUCUACCGAGAGAAAAUGUUUUGCUAAAUUUAAUAACGAGACGCACGAUGUAAUAAAUGACAUAAAAUUAAAUUCUGACACCUACACAAAAGACUCGCCGAAUACACCCGUGGAGCUAAAUUUCGGGCAGUUUGUCAUGAAACCGCCGUAUUAUUUCAUGAAGGAACAGCAACCAAAAAUGUGUAGACAAGCUCUGUUCAGGGAAUAUAAUCAGCAAAGAGAAAUUCAAGACAAAUUUUUCCUAAAUCAAUGUGACCAGAAUGUUUGGCAGAACAAUCUUAGAACUGACGUAAGAUCUCCCCCGAGGUCUAUAACUCCUCCUCUCCAAUCAAUCCCUGAAGAAAGUGCUCAAAUUUCAGAUAUCUACGUAUUGGACAAAACUGAUAAACGAACGUCUACAUUCACAAUUAAUCGAACUUUUGAUAAAAAUGACGACAAAUGUGCUAUGUCCGCUUCCAACAGACAGUCGUGGUCGAAGAAAGCUGUUAGGGCUGAGCCAGAUCUUUGGAAAAUCCCUGUAUCAUUUGCAAAGAAGUCCCUUAAAUCUAGGACAUCUAUUAAAAGCAAAGAUUCACUAGUUAACAAACCUAAUGUCACCUUUGAGAGUAAUAAAAGCAUAAAUCAAAACAUAUCCGUUAACAUGAUCGGAAAUGUUUAUUCCCAAUCGACAACUGUAGAUCCCUUCUUAUCUACGAGUUACUUUUACGAUGAAGGGGCAGUGGAAAAAUUUGAAACUGAAUUUAAGAGGUGGCUAAAUUACAUAUUGACUCCUCCCGCCGAUCUCGAUAGCAAUGUUGAACAGAAGAUUGACGUGGGUAAGGCGUGGAUAGAGAAUAGAAAUAAGGAAAUACCCGCAGCGCCUACAAAAGAACAGGUUUCUAGCGCUUAUCAUAAUAGCCAUCGACUCGAAGGACUUCGCAGAUCAGCGAGAAACUUGUUAUUGAGUGCGGAUAUCGCACAAGUCUUUCUAAAACUAAAUGCUCAGAUUGAAAAGAAACUCAUAGCCAUAAGGAAUGACCGAAAUCUGCACCUAGAUAUUGGCUUGCAGAAAAUUAUAAUGGAGUUGUUGCUAUCGUAUAAUCCUUUAUGGCUUCGUAUAGGAUUAGAAGCGAUAUACAGAACUGUAUUGCCACUAAGGUCAAACAGCGAUAUAGAAGGCUUAACGACAUUCAUAAUCCAGAGAAUGUUCAAAAAUCCAUUUCUCAAAAACAAACACUCCAAAUCUUCUGCACCGAAUAUGUUAUUACCUGCCUACAUGGAGGCCAUCAAAAAGUUUACAUUGAAGAAAUUUUUCAUGCUCGUAUUCUUUUUAGAUCAAGCCAAACAGAAAAAACUCAUUCCUCACGACCCUUGCCUUUUCUGCAGAAAUGCUGUUUGUAAAGAAAGUAGAGAAAUCGUCAUUCGAUUUACGAGAGAAUUGAUAGCCGGAAUAGGAGACGUUACUAAACAUCUUCGACCUUUAGGCUAUGUUUUAAGCCAUAAACAGUCUUAUUUGGACGAAUACAAAUACGCGGUACACAACAUAGCCGUAGACAUACGAGAUGGUGUUAGGUUGACUAAAGUUAUGGAAAUAAUACUAAUGAGAAAUGGAUUGUUGAAUCAGCUUAGAACACCUGCCAUAUCACGACUGCAGAAAAUUCACAACGUUCACGUUGCAUUAAAUGCGCUGAAAGAAGCCAAUUUCGUUAUUUUUGGUGACAUCACUCCUACAGAUAUUGCUGAUGGGCAUAGGGAAAAAACAUUAUCUCUACUGUGGCAAAUCAUUCAUGUAUUCCGUGCGCCCCUGUUUGAGAAAGCUGCAAACGUUAUCCAAGCUUGGUGGAGGAAAAAAUACGAAGUUAUCGUAGAGAAACGAAAAGAAGAAGAGCGGGUAUUGCACAUAAAGAAUGAGGCGGCAAGCAUCAUUCAGCGUUGGUGGCGCAAAAUUCAAUAUGAUCGCCUGGUGGAGUGGGAGAUGCAACGGAUUAUAACUGCGACCAUUAUAAUUCAAAAGUUUUGUCGAAUGUGGCUAUGCCGCACUCAUUAUCAGCAGUUGAAAUGCAGCGUUUUAAAGAUCGAAACUUGGUAUAAGUCUGCUAAAUUGAUAAGGGAGGCAAAAAUGCAACUUCAGCGGUUACAACUAGAAAGAAAACAACUAGAGGAGAAAUCGGCCACAACGUUACAGAGAUAUGUGAGACGCUGGCUGUGUAUGAGGCAAUAUAAAUCAACAGUGACAAAAGUGAUAAUAAUACAAAGCAAUGUUCGACGAUUCCUUGUCCGAAGAGAAUAUAUUCGGCUUAAGAAAUCUGUAAUAUACGUACAGCAAAAGUAUAGAAGCAAGCAGUUGAUGAAAAGGCACAUCAAGGAAUUAGCUUAUAAGAGACGAUGCGCUAUUAUUAUGCAAAGCUAUUACAAAAUGAUGAAGCAACGUAAAGCAUUCCUAAGGUUGAAAAAUGCAGUUCGUGUCACAGAGGAUCGUUAUAUAGCUCUAGUAAAAAUGAGAAAAAACCGUCAAAAAUAUGUAGAAUUGAAACGAAAUGUUAUUUCCAUGCAAGCUCUAUACAGACGUAAGAAAUGUCGUCAGGAAUAUUUAAGGAAAAUGCAAUGCAUCAUACUUCUACAGAGAAAAUUUCGAGCCCAACUUUUUAUGAAGAAAGAAAGAGCUAAUUACUUACGUACAAGAGAAGCAGCGAUUGUCAUUCAAAAAUAUAUAAGAUCGUACUUGUACAUGAAAAAUGCUCGAAAACUUUAUGUCGAACAACGGAAAUCAGUAAUUCUGAUACAAAAGUAUUAUAGGUCUUACAUUAUCGCCAAAACUCAAAGGACAUCAUAUGUUCAGCUACGAAAGGCAGCAAUUACUUUACAACGGUCAUAUAGAAGUUUAGUAUUAAUGCGGCAGCAUAGAAAUAAUUUCUUAAAUCUCAAAAAGGCUACUGUAACAAUUCAGAGACGGUUCCGAGGCCAGAUGGCAAUGAAAAAAGAAAAAGAGAAUUAUGACGCGCUUCGUAAAGCCGCUUUAGUGAUGCAGCGAAGGUACAGAGCCCAACAGGCAAUGCGAAAAGAACGAUCCAGCUAUUUGACCCUUAGGUCUUCUUGCAUAGUAAUACAGCGCUUCCAUAGGGCCUGUGUUCAAAGAAAUAUCCAAAGACAUGACUUCCUAAAGAAGAAAGUAGCUGCCAUCAAAAUACAAACUUGGUUCAGGAGUGUCAUGGUACAAAAGCAAGUAAGACAAGAAUAUGAACAAACUAAGACUGCUUGUGUAUUAAUUCAAAGAGUUUUUAGAUCUUAUAUUAUGACUAAAAAGAUACGCACUGAAUACGUGAAGCUCAGAACCGCCACAAUUAUCAUUCAGAAGUACUUUAGAUGUUACAUAGAAAUGAAAACUGCACGGGAACAAUAUUCGCAGUUAAAAACGGCAACAGUCACCAUUCAGAAAUUCUACAGGUCCUAUUUAGAAACUAAGAAGCAAAGAAAAAUUUAUUUGCAAAUGAAGUCUGCUGUAUCGACGAUUACAAGUUACUAUAGGCGCCACAAAGAAUUUGUAACGACAAGGCAAAGAUACUUGGACCUUAGAAAAGCAACAACGAUAAUACAAAUUAGGUACCGUAGUUUAAUAGCAAUGAGAGAGCAUCGAAGUGAGUAUUUGAAACUGAGGAAAUCAAGUAUUGUAAUACAGCAAAGAUACAAAGCUUUUCUGGCAAUGAGAAAAGAGCGUGCAGAAUAUUUGAAAUUACGAGCAGCGGCCAUAAUCUUACAAAGACUUUACAAAGCAAACAGCUUAAUGAAAUUUGAAAGAAAUAGGUAUUUGAACACAGUGAAGGCAUGUGUUUCAAUUCAAAGUUACUUUAGGGCGUACUUGGAAGCAAAGAAACAACGAGAAUAUUAUUUAUCGUUAAAGAACUCUACUGUUGUAUUGCAAAAUAGAUACAGAGCACUGCUUUCGAUGAGAAAGGCAAGGCGAGAGUAUUUACAACUUCGAUCAGCUGUUGUAGUCGUACAAACAGUGUUUAGGGCGAAGAUUCUUAUGAAAACAGAAAGGAUAACAUUUUUGCGAAUCGUGAGGUCGUGUAUUACAAUACAAAGGCAUUACAGAGGAUAUGUGGAGGCUAAGAGGCAAAGAGAAAAUUAUUUGAUGUUACAACAAGCCACUGUUGUGCUGCAGAGAAGAUAUAGAGCACUGCUUACGAUGAGGGAAAUACGGAGGGAUUAUUUACAACUACGAUCCGCUGCUGUCACCGUUCAAACACUGUACAAAGCUAUGCGUCUCAUGAAAAUUGAGAGGACGAGAUAUUUACGUACAGUCAAUGCAUGCGUCACUAUUCAAAGACAUUACAGGGCAUAUGUAGAGGCCACGAAACAACGAGAAAGUUAUUCAACUUUAAAAACGGCUACAGUAUCUUUACAAAGGCGUUUUAGAGCUUUGAUUAUAAUGAGACAGACGCGGCGAGAAUACCUGCAAUUACGAUCAGCCGCUAUAACCAUACAGACUAUGUACAGGGGAAAAGUUGAAAGAAAUAGAUAUCUACGUAUUAUGAGGUCGUCUGUCAUUAUUCAAAGGUUUUAUAGGGGCUAUGUAGCAACUAAAAAACAGAGACAAAGUUACUUGGCAUUGAAAGCAGCAGCAGUCGUACUGCAAAGGAGGUAUAGGGCUUUAUGCGCAAUGAGGACGACAAGAACCAUCUACUUGGAGUAUUUAAAACAAAAGAUACUAAGAGAGUCUGCAGCGAUUUGCAUACAGAAGAAUGUAAGACGGUAUUUGCAGCAAUCAUGGUAUAGAAAAUAUUGCAAUAUGGUAAUAUUAAUUCAGAGAAUUUGGAGAGGAAAGUUGCAUACAAGAUUGAUAAGGUGCAUGUUCUUGCAAAAACGGCGAAUCGUAAUAAGUGUUCAAGCAAUUGCAAGGGGUUAUUUGGUGAGGAAGCAAUUGAAGGUGCAAAGAGAGAAUGUCUUAAAAGUUCGAGAAGAACAAAGGCGUAACUGGGCUGCUUCUAAAAUCCAGGCUCUGUUUCGCGGACACAAAGUUCGUGAAGCCAUUUCUCACGAUCGGCGAGUGACGGAACUUCGACUCCGAUGGCGCCAAGGUGGUCUCAACUCCGACCAAGAGACCCUCAAGGAGCGAAAUGAAGAGGUCAUGCAUGUGCUUCGGAAUAUGUGCGACAUAGAAACCGUCAUCAGGGCGUUCAGAUCACUAGAGUUACUAACGGAGGUAUUCCCCAUGAUGUACAACGACGUCGCCGCGUCGAUAGUGCGUCGCGUGUACGUCUACAUGUCGGUAACGAACAGAUCCAUUUCCAGCAUAGAAGUGUUGAAGUCUGCCGCCGCUGUGCUUGUCAAUCUGACGCGAUAUAGGUUCACUGGACCGAAGAUUUAUGCUCGACAUCGUAUACCAGCUAUAUUAAAGUUCAUGUUUCGCUUCAGUAAUAGUGAAACCCAAUUGUUUUGUAUACUAGCGACAUAUCUGUGGCUCUUUGCUAAAUAUGACGGUGUUAGAGAGGAUUUGAAGGAAUACUUCCACGAAAGCGAAAAUCACAAAAUGCUUAUAAGCAUCAAGAGAAAUAUAGAUCGAAUGAAGCGAAUGGCGUGCAAUGUGACCAGGAAUAAACAGCCGGUUCAAAACGCAAGGGCCUCGCUUACGCAUUCGUUUAAUCAGAGCAUCAGUAGUACGGGAGCGUGUAGAAGUAACUCAUUACUGCCGGCAUUAGAGCCAGAUUACGGCAUAAUCAGAGCCGACAAGCCGCGAUACUUCGUGGACGCGCAGCAAGCUAUCGACUGCCUUUUCUAUACAUACGCGUUGUGAAUUAUGCACAUAUCAUAGUAAUAUAUUUUUAGCUUAUAUUCAUUUGUUAAGCCGAAGACGUCCUCGACAGCAUAUUUCGUCAAUAUACUUAAUUGAUAGCAUCUACAAGAGUAAAACUUGUAUAUUACGGCAUUAGAAGUAAUUUUAACUUAUGCUUAAACAUUAUCAUUAUUGCACAGUAACCGUUAUUAUUUUCGAUAAAGUUGGUAAGAGUUUCUCCAUAUGUGCCUAUUACAAGUUAAAUAACGGUUAUUAACAUAAUAUUAAGUUGUAUAAUAAAUUUUUGACUAAUAUAAUUUAAUUUGUUCAGACGGAUUCUAAACUUUUGAAUCUUAAACAUCUAGCUUCACCCAGCCGUGGGAAAGUUGCUGUGGCGGGAGUCAGCAACAAUUAAAAAAUAUCUUGUUGUUAAUAUGACAAAAUAAAACCCCCUUAUUCAUGCACAUUUUUAUCUAAGGACGAAGCAUUACUGUGAUAACAAGUUUGUUUCUCAGCUUUGUUUAUCCGACAGCCAACUAGAUUCAAGUUGUAUCUCAAUAUUAGCCAAUCACAACGGCCCUAUGUCUCCGCAUUGUGAAGGCUGCCAUGCCGCCAGCACUAAGAAACAUACUUGUUAUCACAGCAAAGCUUCGUCCUUAGAUAAAUAACGUCUAUGAAUAGCGGGGAAAGACAGCACGGCUGCCGUUGCCUGUAGGGUUGUUGGCCUCAAAACCGAAUUCUGUUAUUUAUUAUAUCGCGUUAUAUGAACUGAUUAUGGUGAUAGUUAUUGUUUUCAUAUAGUAUGUAAAGCUCAUUCCUAGAUGAAAUGCGUUUUUAUUUUUGCGAAAACUUUUUAUUGAUUUCGACAAUAUUAUUUUACAAUUCAUAAAUUCAAUUUGAUGCACCUUAUUAAAUACUAUAUUCAUGACGCAUGUUUUUGAAUGAGCUUUAGUCGAGAUGUGUUAUUAUAGUUUAAUAAUGUUUUUCUAACAUUUCAUGUGCUGUUAACAAUAAUUAUAAUUGUGUAUUUUAUGACAAAUAAAAAUUUCAAGA
Molecule: messenger RNA, 8140 nt
Organism: Manduca sexta (tobacco hornworm)
Lineage: Eukaryota; Metazoa; Arthropoda; Insecta; Lepidoptera; Sphingidae
Gene: asp
Product: abnormal spindle-like microcephaly-associated protein homolog
Exons: 8
Coding region: 173-7108 (2311 amino acids)
Biological process (GO): establishment of meiotic spindle localization; mitotic cell cycle; spindle organization
Cellular component (GO): spindle pole
Molecular function (GO): protein binding
Source: RefSeq, a predicted model, not a curated record